This is a messenger RNA of Botrytis cinerea B05.10, 749 nucleotides long. RefSeq lists its product as hypothetical. The coding region runs from base 68 to 691 and encodes 207 amino acids. The record is from RefSeq and is a predicted model, not a curated record. NCBI's taxonomy places the organism in Eukaryota, Fungi, Ascomycota, Leotiomycetes, Helotiales, Sclerotiniaceae. The transcript has a single exon.
GGCAUAACGGAGCCGAAGAGAAUUCCACCCCCUUCGAAUCUUCAUCUCGAAACCGAAAGAAAAAGAAAUGAGUGGAGUAGGCGAGCCCAUUCCGGAGGACGUCCCGGUUGAACCUCUCCCUAUCUACCACCCCCAGCCCGCCGUACCGGACAUCCCCAACGAGCUACACGCCUGGGAUGUAUCACCUCCCAACACUCCUCCUCCAGCCUACACCCCCUGCGACUGCGGCCGGUACGAAGACCCCGGGACCCUCGCCGAUCUCGGCUUCAGAUUCGAACUUGUUGAUGAAAUCUGGAAUGGAUGGCUGCUGCUCAAAGCACAACACCCAGACGUCUACCAGAACAUGCAACCGUGGGUGCUCCUCCAUUCUUUUUUAUCCUUCGCCUUCCAAGUCACACGACUCCCGUUCGCACCCCCAGGGCACGACCCUCGUCGUUUAAGUCAUUCAAUGGUUGCGUAUUUGAAUAUCUGGGAACUACCCAGUCAUUGGUAUAUAGCACGGCAAUGGAGCGAGGCGCAGAGGAUAGCGAAUUGUGCUUAUGCAGCGGCAAUGUGGAUGGUGUGGAGUUUGAAUGUGAGCUGUGAGCGCUGUUUGGGCCACCCUCCAUUGAUUUAUGUCGGGGAUGUAUUGGAUGGCUACCGCUUUAAUGAACUGACGAGGAUGGCGAUGGCUGCGACAUUUGUAAUUUGAGGAGAUGUCGAGGAGCUUGCGCAUACUCGUGAGAUACAUCACCACCUCAUCGACCGCA